Molecule: messenger RNA, 3664 nt
Organism: Lactuca virosa
Lineage: Eukaryota; Viridiplantae; Streptophyta; Magnoliopsida; Asterales; Asteraceae
Source: the annotation of a GenBank genome assembly
GGGCCAUGACAUCUUUACUUUAAAGUAAUCUUUUCUUUGCUUUAUCGAAAUAGAAAUCAGAUUCUUGAUCUUGUUGGAAGGAAUUACUACUAGUUAACAUGAUUUCUUGCGUUUUCCUAAUAUUCCUUAUCUUGGAGGGCAGAAUUGUCAAUAAAGAUUCAUUAAUGCUUCUUUCUUCCUGUCCCUAUUUCUCUUUAAGAAGAAGAUAAAGGUUACAAAAAAACUGUCUUGUCUUAUUCCUUUCUCUUUUAAAAUAGUAACUCAGGAAACAGAGAUUUGUGGAUAAUAAAUUCAUGUCUUGAGAACAAAUUCUUGUUUGGGAGAUGAGUGAUUAGUUAAUGAAGAGUAUUUUCAUGAGGGUUUUGUUCUGCAAGAUCCACUGUCCUUCAUUCAUAUGUUUCUGCAAACCUUCAACUGCUACUCAUCUUUACAAUUCUGGCCCUUUGAAAUUGGAAAAUUCCCCUCAUGUCCCUCCUUCAUCAGUUGUAAUCGAUCCAUGUGAUCAAAAUCAUGUUGAAGAAGUUAUUGAAGUCAAUAAAGAGAUUUCCGAAGAUGAAAAGCAAGAACCAGAGAUCGAAACUAUUGUUCUCAGAAGUUGUAUGAAGAACAAGUGUGACCCCGAAUCAAGAUCGCCAAUUGAAAGAAAAAAAGUGCAAUGGAUGGAUAGUUUAGGCAAACAACUUGUUGAUAUCAAAGAAUUUGAAUCCAGUGAAACAGGAGAUACAGACAACGAAGACGAUAAUGGAGGUUGCUUUUGCACGAUACUUUGAUGUUUUAAAACCAUCACCAUGUCGAUAGAAUAAGUAAAGAUCGGCUAAUUUGAACAGAUGUAGAAAAUUCAGUGAGUAGCCCAUGAUCAAGAUCGAUGAAAAAAACCCAACUGGAAAUCCGAUCCAAGUUCCCUCCCACAUAAUCCAUGAAUCUUUCUUGUCUUCUUCAUCUUCUCCUUCUGAUGAUGUAACAUCCUCUGGACAUAUGAUCCUAAUCUGCAUGCCACAUAAUCCGCUGUUGUUUGCAAAAUACUUCAACUCAUUCAUCGUGUCCAUCUGUCCACCCACCGGAAUCCUACCUGUCAGCCUGUUAUUGCUCACAUCAAGAAUCGUAAGUUGAUCAAGCUUUCCCAGUGAUUGAGGAAUCGAACCCGAGAUUUUGUUAUGUGAUAAAUCCAAGCUCUCUAUUCCCUUCAGAUUCCCAAAAGUCACCGGAAUAUUCCCGGAGAUGUCAUUGUGUGAAAUGUUGAGAAGUUUCAAGCCUUUGAGAUUGCCUAACGAUGCCGGAAUCUCGCCGGAGAUUCUGUUUUCUGACAAAUCCAAGAAUGAGUAGAUGUCUAAGCUCCGACUUGAUAGCCCUCGAAAAGAGUUCUUCCAGUUUAAUAUCAAGUCUUGAAACUCGAUUAAAAAGUUGAAGAUGUCAUACGUUGGUGACAAGUCCGGAGUGUUUAUCAUUCUUGCUAAGUUUCCGAUCUCCGGUGGGAUGAUUCCGCCGAGGUUGUUCCCGGAGACAUCAAGAAUCCGGAGUGAAGUGAGGUUGGAGAUUGUUCUUGGGAUAAAUCCUUCUAGGGAAUUGUUUCUUAAGCUUAGAACUUGCAAAUUCGGGAUUUGAGGAAGAACUUCGUGGAAAUUUCCGGUGAUAUCGUUGUCAUGAAGAUCAAGAUGUUCGAGGUUGACCAAGUUGGUCAAAUUCCGGGGCAGGUUGCCGGAAAAUCUAUUCCCACCAAGAGAUAGAAUCUGAGUUUCUGUGGAAAAAGUCACCGGAAUCUCGCCGGAGAAUUCGUUGUAUGACAAAUCGAUGUAAGCAAGAAGAGGGUUAUCUCCAAACACUGGAAAUUUGUCGCCGGAAAAUCUAUUUCUAGACAAAUCCAGAAGUAGUAACCGGUAAAUAUUGGAUAUAGACAUUGGAAUUUGGCCGGAGAAAUUAUUUCCCGACAACAUAAGAAGCAUGAUUGCUCUGGCGUUUCCUAUAUUCUCCGGUAACUCGCCGGAAAAAUUGUUCCGGGACAACGCAAGAAUUGAUAAACUUAAAGAUUCAAAUAAGCGAGGCGGGAGUGAUCCAGUAAGCUUGUUAUCUGACAAGAUUAUGCUUCCGAUGUCCAUCUUAGCAAGCCAAUUGGGAAACUCCCCCUCCAAUUGAUUCUGGCUCAAAUCAAGAAGAUUCAAGUCUUUCUGUGAAGAAAUCCAUUCAGGAAUCUCACCGGAAAAUCCACAGGAAGACAUGGAGAUCUGUUCUAGCUUACAUUUUGGAACGAUUUUUGUUUUAUUAUUCCAAAUCAAGCGGUUACCUUUUCCUCCGAUGAACAAUUUCUUUAAACUUCUGAUGUUGAAUAACCAUGUUGGGAUUUCUCCGGCGAGCAUGUUGUUCUUGAGCUGAAGGGUUUCUAACUUUCUUAAGUUUUGCAUCGAUGGUGGGAUUGGACCCAUGAACUGGUUCUUACUCAGAUCAAGAGUCGUAAUGUUGGGUAGUCUUCCUAUGCCAAAAGGAAUUUGGAGGGAGAACGAAUUUCCAGACAGGUCUAGGGAUUCUAAAUCCUUGAGAUUUUCAACCGAAGAGGGGAUUCCACCGGAAAAUUGAUUCUUUCCUACCCAAAGUUCCUUUAACUUAGUCAGAUUUCCAAUUUCCUCCGGGAUACUUCCGGUAAUAAAAUUCUCAUUCAGCUUCAAGGAUUCAAGAUUCCGAAGGUUUCCAAUUUCAGAACUUAAACCACCGGUGAGACUGUUGUUGCUUAGAUCCAGAAAGCGAAGAGAUUCAAGUUUGAAAAGCGACGGAGGAAUCAUACCCUGGAAACGAUUCACACUCAACAUUAAUGUUGUCAAGUUCCGAAGAGAAACCAGUUCAGGCCCUAGUCCACCUUCAAGGUAAUUGGUGCUCAUAUCCAAGUAACGUAGAUUUGUUAACCGGAAAAGUUGGUCGGGGAUGGAGCCAUUGAAGCUGUUCUGCAUCAUGUCAAGAUGAACAAGUCCGGUAAGGUUACCAAACCCAUUUCCGGGGAUCUCACCUACCAACGAAUUCAUGGAGAUAUCGAGGAAUUUCAGGGAUUGGAUUUCGAAAAGGGGAUUCAAGAUAUUGGAGAACACCGGAACCAGGUCAACAAACAGGGGAACGACAGCGUCUAGGUGGAGCUCGGUGACGAUUCUGGUUUUGUUGCUGGUUCUGGUGCAAUUGACACGGUCCCAUGAGCAACAAUCGGAUUUUGGACUCCAUGAAUCUAGUUCUUCGAAUGGUACAUAAUCAUCUGAGUUGGGGUCGGAGUUGGAAUUGAAGAUGGUGGUGAUGGUGGAUUUGAAUCGAAGAAGAGCUUGUUUUGAUGAAUCGGACAAGAGCAUGAUGGGAUUGGAAUAGAAUUCAGUAGAACAAGAAUGAUAAUAUCGACAGUGAUGUUGUCAAGGCAGCCAUGGCGGUUUCCGGCGGGUCUACCUUCGAUUUAUCUCUUUACAACGAUGGCCAGAUUAUAAAGGGAUUGGAAUUCUCAAUUCUGUGUUUCAUUUCAUUUUUAUUAAUCCAGAGUAAUGUUGUGUGUUUAUUGAAUGAUGUACAAGUUAUAUAGCAUAGUUGGUUUGAAGUUGGUGAAUAUGGGAGUGGAAAAGGGAAUUAAAGUCGUCGACUAAUUCUAGUCAAUGGGUAGUGUAGUAAACUAGUACUAGAGUUUGAAUAUCGAGAUAAAUGGGCC